Molecule: messenger RNA, 4815 nt
Organism: Cynocephalus volans (Philippine flying lemur)
Lineage: Eukaryota; Metazoa; Chordata; Mammalia; Dermoptera; Cynocephalidae
Biological process (GO): homophilic cell-cell adhesion
Cellular component (GO): plasma membrane
Molecular function (GO): calcium ion binding
Source: RefSeq, a predicted model, not a curated record
AUGUUGUACUCAGGUCGAGGAGACCCAGAAGGCAGGCACCUGCUGCUUUUGCUUCUGCUCCUCGCAAUCUGGGAAGUAGGGACAGGCCAGCUCCACUACUCGGUCCCCGAAGAAGCCGAACACGGCACCUUCGUGGGCCGCAUCGCGCAGGACCUGGGGCUGGAGCUGGCGGAGCUGGUGCCGCGCCUGUUUCAGCUGGAUUCCAAAGGCCGCUCGGACCUCCUGGAGGUAAAUCUGCAGAAUGGCGUUUUGUUUGUGAAUUCUCGGAUCGACCGGGAGGAGCUGUGCGGGUGGAGCGCGGAGUGCGGCAUCCACCUGGAGGUGAUCGUGGACAGGCCGCUGCAGGUUUUCCAUGUGGAGGUGGAGGUGAAGGACGUGAACGACAACCCGCCUGCGUUCCCCGCGACACAAAAGAGUCUGUUUAUCGCGGAAUCCAGGCCGCUUCACUCUCGGUUUCCACUAGAGGGCGCCUCCGAUGCAGAUAGCGGCGAGAACGCUCUGCUGACUUACAGACUGAGCCCCAAUGAGUACUUCACUCUGGACGUGCCAACCAACCACGAGCAGGUAAAACCUCUUGGACUUGUGUUAGGGAAACCUUUGGACAGGGAAGAAGCUCCGGAGCUGCAUUUAUUGCUCACGGCCACCGAUGGAGGCAAGCCCGAGCUGACUGGCACUGUUGAGGUACUCGUCACAGUGCUGGACGCCAAUGACAAUGCCCCAGUUUUUGACAGAACGCUCUAUACGGUGAAGUUACCAGAAAAUGUCUCUAUUGGAACGCAGGUGAUUAACCCCAAUGCCUCCGAUUUAGACGAAGGCUUGAAUGGGGAUAUUAUUUACUCAUUCUCUAGUGAUGUUUCUCCAGAAAUAAAAUCCAAGUUCCACAUUGACGCCAUAAGUGGGGAAAUUACAGUGAUAGGACUUAUUGAUUUUGAAGAAAGGAAAGCUCACAAAAUUCUAGUAGAGGCUAUCGACAAAGGCUUUCCACCACUGGCUGGUCAUUGUACAGUUCUUGUGGAAGUUGUGGACGCUAAUGACAAUGCUCCACAACUAACGGUUAAAACGCUCUGGCUUCCCAUAAAAGAGGACGCACAACAGGGGACAGCUAUUGCUCUGAUCAGCGUGACUGACCUAGAUGCAGGUGCAAAUGGGCACGUCACCUGUACCCUGACACCUUCUGUCCCCUUUAAGCUGGUUUCCACCUUCAAGAACUACUAUUCGCUGGUGUUGGACAGCGCCCUGGACCGCGAGAGUGUGUCUGCCUAUGAGUUGGUGGUGACAGCGCGGGACGGGGGCUCACCUUCUCUGUGGGCCACCGCCAGCGUGUCCGUGGAGGUGGCCGACGUGAACGACAAUGCGCCGGCGUUCGAGCAGCCCGAAUACACGGUGUUCGUGAAGGAGAACAACCCUCCCGGCUGCCACAUCUUCACGGUGUCGGCGCGGGACGCGGACGCGCAGGAGAACGCGCUGGUGUCCUACUCGCUGGUGGAGCGGCGGGUGGGCGAGCGUGCGCUGUCGAGCUACGUGUCGGUGCACGCGGAGAGCGGCAAGGUGUACGCGCUGCAGCCGCUGGACCACGAGGAGCUGGAGCUGCUGCAGUUCCAGGUGAGCGCCCGCGACGCUGGCGUGCCGCCUCUGGGCAGCAACGUGACGCUGCAGGUGUUCGUGCUGGACGAGAACGACAAUGUGCCCGCGCUGCUGGCGUCUCGGGCUGGAGGCUCUGGCGGUGCGGUGAGCGAGCUGGUGCCGCGGUCGGUGGGCGCGGGCCACGUGGUGACGAAGGUGCGCGCGGUGGACGCCGACUCGGGCUACAACGCGUGGCUGUCGUACGAGCUGCAGCCGGCGGUGGGCGGUGCGCGCAGCCCGUUCCGCGUGGGGCUGUACACGGGCGAGAUCAGCACGACGCGCGCCCUGGACGAGGCGGACGCUCCGCUUCAGCGCCUGCUGGUGCUGGUGAAGGACCACGGCGAGCCGGCGCUGACGGCCACGGCCACCGUGCUGGUGUCGCUGGUGGAGAGCGGCCAGGCGCCGAAGGCCUCCUCGCGGGAGUCAGCGGGGGUCGCGGGUCCGGAGGCAGCGCUGGUGGAUGUCAACGUGUACCUGAUCGUCGCCAUCUGCGCGGUGUCCAGCCUGUUGGUGCUGACGCUGCUGCUGUACACGGCAUUUCGGUGCUCGGCGCCGCCCACCGAGGUCGCGUGCGGACCUGGGAAGGCCACGCUGGUGUGCUCCAGCGCGGUGGGGAGCUGGUCGUACUCGCAGCAGAGGCGGCAGAGGGUGUGCUCUGGGGAGGGGCCGCCCAAGACCGACCUCAUGGCCUUCAGCCCAGGACUUCUUCCCACCUUGGGAUCCAGGGAGGUUGGAAUUCAAAAAGGCUGGCAAAACAAGAGAAAGGUACGAAGCUGGUCUCCAGAUCGAGCUGUCCAGGAGGUCAGCGCCUGCUGCUCUCGCUUCUGCUCCUCGCAGCCUGGGAGGCAGGGCGGCCAGCUCCACUACUCGGUCCCCGAGGAGGCCAAACACGGCACCUUCGUGGGCCGCAUCGCGCAGGACCUGGGGCUGGAGCUGGCGGAGCUGGUGCCGCGCCUGUUCCGGGUGGCAUCCAAAGGCAGAGAGGACCUGCUGGAGGUAAAUCUGCAGAAUGGCGUUUUGUUUGUGAAUUCUCGGAUCGACCGGGAGGAGCUGUGCGGGCGGAGCGCGGAGUGCGGCAUCCACCUGGAGGUGAUCGUGGACAGGCCGCUGCAGGUUUUCCAUGUGGAGGUGGAGGUGAAGGACAUUAACGACAACCCGCCAAUGUUCUCCGUGACAGAACAAAAGCUCUCAAUACCCGAAUCUAGACUGCUUGACUCUCGAUUUCCGCUAGAAGGCGCGACGGAUGCAGAUGUUGGAGAUAACGCAAUGCUUACUUACAAACUCAGUCCAAAUGAAUUUUUCACUAUUGAUACUAUAAACAAAAAGGAUCAAGGUAAAUCCCCAGUGCUUGUCCUGCGGAAAUUGCUGGAUCGUGAAGAAAAUUCACAGCUUAAGUUGUUACUGAUGGCAAUCGAUGGAGGCAAACCCGAAUUUACCGGAUCUGUUUCUCUGCUGAUCCUGGUAUUGGAUACCAAUGAUAAUGCUCCUAUUUUUGACAGACCCGUUUAUGAAGUUAGGAUGUACGAAAAUCAAGCAAACCGAACAUUAGUAAUAUGGCUAAACGCUUCUGAUGCUGAUGAAGGAAUAAACAAGGAAAUGAUGUAUUCAUUUAGUUCUUUGGUCCCACCCAUCGUAAGAAGGAAAUUUCAAAUAAAUGAAAGGACAGGAGAAAUAAAAGUAAAUGAUAUUAUUGACUUUGAGGAAAGUAACAUUUAUGAAAUUCAUGUAGAUGUUACAGAUAAAGGAAACCCACCUAUGGUUGGUCACUGCACUGUCCUAGUGGAAAUCCAGGAUGAAAACGAUAAUUCACCUCAGGUAGUUGUCACUUCUUUUUCUCCUCCAGUGAAAGAAGAUGCUCCUGUCGGCACUGUCAUUGCUCUGAUCACUGUGUCUGACCAAGACUCUGGCAUCAACGGGCAAGUGACUUGUUCCCUGACACCUCACCUCCCCUUCAAGCUGGUGUCCACCUUCAAGAAUUACUAUUCUUUGGUGCUGGACAGCGCCUUGGACCGUGAGAGCACAUCACACUACCAGUUGGUGGUCACAGCGCGGGACCGGGGCUCGCCUUCGCUGUGGGCCACCGCCAGCGUGUCCGUGGAGGUGGCCGACGUGAACGACAACGCGCCGGCGUUCGCACAGCCCGAGUACACGGUGUUCGUGAAGGAGAACAACCCGCCCGGCUGCCACAUCUUCACGGUGUCGGCGCGGGACGCGGACGCGCAGGAGAACGCGCUGGUGUCCUACUCGCUGGUGGAGCGGCGGGUGGGCGAGCGUGCGCUGUCGAGCUACGUGUCGGUGCACGCGGAGAGCGGCAAGGUGUACGCGCUGCAGCCGCUGGACCACGAGGAGCUGGAGCUGCUGCAGUUCCAGGUGAGCGCACGCGACGCUGGCGUGCCGCCUCUGGGCAGCAACGUGACGCUGCAGGUGUUCGUGCUGGACGAGAACGACAAUGUGCCCGCGCUGCUGGCGUCUCGGGCUGGAGGCUCUGGCGGUGCGCUGAGCGAACUGGUGCCGCGGUCGGUGGGCGCGGGCCACGUGGUGACGAAGGUGCGCGCGGUGGACGCCGACUCGGGCUACAACGCGUGGCUGUCGUACGAGCUGCAGCCGGCGGUGGGCGGUGCGCGCAGCCCGUUCCGCGUGGGGCUGUACACGGGCGAGAUCAGCACGACGCGCGCCCUGGACGAGGCGGACGCUCCGCUUCAGCGCCUGCUGGUGCUGGUGAAGGACCACGGCGAGCCGGCACUGACGGCCACGGCCACCGUGCUGGUGUCGCUGGUGGAGAGCGGCCAGGUGCCGAAGGCCUCGUCGCGGGUGUCAGCGGGGGUCGCGGGUCCGGAGGCAGCCCUGGUGGAUGUCAACGUGUACCUGAUCGUCGCCAUCUGCGCCGUUUCCAGCCUGUUGUUGUUGACGCUGCUGCUGUACACGGCAUUUCGGUGCUCGGCGCCACCCACCGAGGUCGCGUGCGGACCUGGGAAGGCCACGCUGGUGUGCUCCAGCGCGGUGGGGAGCUGGUCGUACUCGCAGCAGAGGCGGCAGAGGGUGUGCUCUGGGGAGGGGCCGCCCAAGACCGACCUCAUGGCCUUCAGCCCCAGCCUUCCGCCCUUUCCAGUGGCAGAUAUGGAAGUGGAAGAUCAGUCUAAUCAAGCGGACCACUCUGGGAAGUAUGAAGAAUAUAAUGAAUUUGUUACUUAG